Molecule: messenger RNA, 591 nt
Organism: Enterospora canceri
Lineage: Eukaryota; Fungi; Microsporidia; Enterocytozoonidae
Source: the annotation of a GenBank genome assembly
AUGAACAAUCCCCCAGCCAACUUCAGGAAAAUGGUGGCAGUGCUUAGGAAUCUGCCCAGCGAGGAGUUCCUGCUACGAAGCACCAGACGAGUCAACGUGUUCCAAUUCAAACACGCCAUCAUCAAAUUAGGAAAGGAAUACAAAAUGGAGGAGAUCAAGGCGCUGUUCACGUACUUGAUGGAUGAGGGAAUUCUAUUUCGAGUUGAGAAAGUUGACGAUAGCAGCGUCGAUAUCAGCGCAAAGAGGCACCUGAGUGGAACAGACCUCUUCAUUUGGGAGCACGAGGACGACUCGAUGGUCCAUCGCGUCCUGCUUCUCCUGGCUGCCGCUGCCAUUGGCGUCGUUGCCCUCUUCCACUUCUUCCCACGUUGGCACCGCUACGCCCUCUACUACGUCCGCUACCCAGUCCUUGGCUUCCUGCUCUUCAUGCUCGUUGCUGCCCUGCUUCGUCUUGUGGUCUACACGGUCACGCUCUUCCUGUUUCGGGAACAGUGCUGGAUUUGGCCGAAUCUCUUUGCUGACUGUGGCUUCUUUGAGAGCUUUCGACCUGCUUACGAAUGGACAAAGAGUGAGAAGGAGAAAGAAGAGUAG